AUGUCAGUCAGCAUGGAUACCAAGAAACGACCCAUGUCGUCUGCGACUGACGACAAGCUGUCGACCACUGAAGGGCAGGUCGACAUCACCGAUGCUGCUUACCGUCGGAUGCCAGAUUCCCUUCGUGAUCUUGGUCAAGAUGAAAUGAAGGCCUUGAACAAGAAGCUUGUCCGCAAGGUCGAUCUCUUCGUUCUACCAACCAUCAGCAUUCUCUAUAUUCUCAACUAUAUCGAUCGUCAGAACCUGGCUGCUGCCAAGCUGCAGGGAAUCAUGGAUGAUCUCAACAUGGACACUCAACAAUUCGCCACUGCAGUCUCGAUUCUUUUCGUCGGUUACCUUCCUUUUCAAAUCCCAAGCAAUCUUAUCAUUACGAAAAUUUCUCGACCGGGAAUGUAUAUUUGUGCUGCUGUCGCUAUCUGGGGUUGUAUAUCGGCCGCAACAGCAGCAGUGAAGACGUACGGUCAGCUCCUUGCCGUGCGUGCCGUUCUCGGUGCUGCAGAAGCGGUCUUCUUCCCCGGUGCGAUCUAUUAUCUCUCGGCUUGGUACACAAAGACGGAACUCGGCAAGCGUAUUGCUGGUCUUUAUAUCGCUCAACAAGUUGGAAACGCUUUCGGUGGACUCUUCGCCGCGGCUAUUCUCCAACUAGAUGGCGCACACGGUAUCGCUGGCUGGCAAUGGCUUUUUAUCAUCGAGGGCAGUGUCACGGUCGGUGUUGGUGUCAUUUGUGCUUGCAUCAUGCCCGAGUUCCCUCAUAACAGCCGUAUCCUUUCCCAGGUGGAACGCGACCUCGCUGUCUGGCGUAUCGAAUCUGAGUCAGGUGCCGCAGAGGCUUCGGAGAAUGAAACUGUUCUACGUGGCUUUGCCAAGGCACUGUCUGAUCCGAAACUACUGUUGCUAAUCUUCUGCAACAUGAUGUCCCAGACACAGGGGUCUAUCGCCAACUAUUUCCCUACCCUUGUUGGUUCCUUGAACUUCAACAGCACGAUCAGUCUCUUGCUUACAGCCCCUCCCUAUAUCCUCGCUGGCAUUGUCUAUUACUGGGUCAUGUUUUACUCCGAUCGGAAGAACACGGUCUAUCCCUUGAUCCUUGUUUGUAUCGCCAUCGCAAUCGUCAUGUACGUGAUCCAGAUGGCGACCCUCAAUACCGGCGCACGAUACUUCUCGAUGAUGAUUUUACCUUUCGCCUCCGUCGGUCCACAACUGCUUCUCUACAAGACCAUCAACUUGCACCUGGCCCGACCAGUCUCUAAGCGUGCUGCUGCUUCGGCUUUGGUCAAUGCGAUUGGUGGUACCUCCAACAUCUGGGCUUCCUAUCUAUAUUACUCCUCUCCACACUUCUAUGCUGCCUUUGGAACUCUUAUGGGUGCUGCCUUUUUGUUCGCCAUCACUAUCACCGUUUACCGCUGGUUGAUACUGCGUGAAAAUAAGCGUCUUGACUCUGGAGAGGAAGUACUCAUUGCGAAGGCUAUGAAGGGCGGUGUCACGGAAGAAAUGGUCCAACUCAACUGGCGGUACGAAAUGUAUUAG
Messenger RNA from Penicillium waksmanii, 1527 nucleotides. RefSeq names its product major facilitator superfamily domain-containing protein. Gene Ontology annotation, cellular component: membrane. Gene Ontology annotation, biological process: transmembrane transport. Bases 1 to 1527 code for a protein of 508 amino acids. Lineage: Eukaryota; Fungi; Ascomycota; Eurotiomycetes; Eurotiales; Aspergillaceae. The record is from RefSeq and is a predicted model, not a curated record. The transcript has a single exon. Gene Ontology annotation, molecular function: transmembrane transporter activity.